Messenger RNA from Cercocebus atys (sooty mangabey), 3674 nucleotides. RefSeq names its product chromosome unknown open reading frame, human C6orf163. The record is from RefSeq and is a predicted model, not a curated record. The coding region runs from base 2685 to 3674 and encodes 329 amino acids. NCBI's taxonomy places the organism in Eukaryota, Metazoa, Chordata, Mammalia, Primates, Cercopithecidae. The transcript is spliced from 5 exons.
UCAUGGUGAUUCAGGACUAGAACCUGUAUCUUCUUGCUCUAAAGUCUAGGGAUCUUUUCACCAUACUAUACCACCUCCUAUGUGUAAAUGUCCACAUAAUAAUAAAGCAGCCACAUUAGCUCUUAAAAAUAAGUUUAGAUCUUAAGUAGAGAAACACUCCUGUACUUUAAAACAGAAUUAUGUAAAGGACUGUUAACUGCCAGCUCCCUCAAAAGACCAUCAGAACAACCUGAUGAUCAAACAAAACUAAGCUUAUUGAAUCUACUGCACUAAGGGGAAAUACCACUUUUACAAAGUUAGCUGUAUUUAAGAAGGGGAUGGUCAGGGGAAGAUGUUAAAGUGUUUUGAAGUCUGAGUUCAGGUGAUUAAAGAAGGGUCUUUCAAUGCAGGAAUCCGGUUGAGAAUGGGCAAGACACCUGACAUAAUAGAUUAGAUCUUGAAGCAAGUCUUGAUUAGUAAGCUAUUGUUCAAUAAAUGUUAAGUGAGCUCUUUGCCCAGGGGAGUAAUCUAAUCUUCUGAUGGAAGAGCUCUUUGCCUAGAUCAGCAAGCUGUCCAGUUGAUAAAUUUGUUUUCAAGGAUUUCCUAGGGCAAACACUGAAAUUACUUAUUGGUUUUACAGCGUUAUCUUCCAUAGGGGUCCAACUCUUCCAAUUUGCCAGACACUAAGGAAGUUCUUCAGGACUUUCAGUUUAAAACAGGGACAGUCCCAGGCAAAUUAAGGCCAGUUAGUUAUCCUCUCAUCUGGGCAAGAAUUUCUAGUAACAGAUAGGAAAGUCAUUGGCACAAGUAGCCUCAGUUCCCAAUCCAGAUAAUUAACUGUGUGGAUGCAGUAAUCCCCAUUCUUAGUACUAAUUCAUCUCUUUGUUUUUAAUUCCUCUCCAAGUCCCAGGUAACCCUUUUCUUGAAGUCAGAUCUGGCACAAUUUGAUAGUUACUUAAGGUCCUCAGCCAGUUAUCAGGCUGUAUGUGUCAAUAGAAAUUAUAGAGUAACUUGUGCUACACUUAGCUCAGGGCCUUAUGGGAGUCCUAUUGUUGAAAUUAAUUUCACUGAUGGUAUUCACUUAUUAUAAAAUAGUCCUGCCAAGUAGCUGCAGCAUAUGACGUUGUCAGGCAAUUUUUAAAAAUUCAGUUAUUUGGUGUAAUCAGUUGCACAGAUUUUUGUGAUAGGCAGAAUUUCUAUGGCUGUUUAAAAUUAGAAGAACAAAUUAGUUAACCACGUGAUUGUUAAAACCAGGCUUAGUAAUUUUGAAUGCUGACUUAAUGAAAGUAAUUUCUUCUUCAAGAUACCAUGAUAUUUCCCCGUUUUAUUACCAUGGCACCAAAACAUCACGUUUAUUAAAAACCUUAAAGAAAUUAAGCUACCUCCAUUGCUGGCCUUAAAAGAAAUUAAUUCUUUAAAAACCAAUUUAAAACAAAGUGUGGUAGUCUGACUAAUGCUUUCCUUUCUUGCAAAAAUGUCCAGAUCCUAAUCUCUGGAACCUGUAAAUAUGUUACUUUAUAUGGCAAAAGGGACUUUACAGAUACUGGUAAGUUUAGGAUUUUAAGAUGGGGAGAUUAUCCUGGAUUAUCUAGAUGAGGCUGAUAUAAUCACCACAGUCUUUAAAGCAGGGCAGAAGAUCGGAGGAAGAGACAAUGUCACUAUGGAAGCACUGGGGGGAAAGGCUAUGUGAUGCGAGGCCAUGACCCCAAGGAAUAUGGAUGGUCUUUAGAAGCUGGAAAAGGCAAGGAAACAGAUUCUCCUCUGAAGCCUCCAGAAGGAACCAGCCCUUCUAACAACUUGAUCUUAGCCCCUAAGACUCAUUUUAGACUUCUGAUCUCCAGAAAUGCAAGGGGAUAAAUUUGUGUUACAUUUAAGCUAUGAAGUUCGUGUUAGUUUGUCACAGUGGUGCUAUGGUUUGAAUAUUUGUCCCCUGCAAAACUCAUGUUGAACUUUAAUCCCCAAUGUGGUAGUAUUGAGAAGUGGGGCCUUUAAGAGGUGAGUGAAUUCAUUCAUGGGUUAAAGGAUUAAUGGAUUAUCGUGGGAGGAGAACUGGUGGCUUUAUAAGAAGAGGAAGAGAGGCCUGAGCUAGCAUGUGAGCUCAGCCCCUGGCCAUGUCAUACCCUGUACCACCUCAGGACUCUUCAGUGAGUUCCCACCAUCAAGACAAUUCUUACCUGAUGCAGCUCCUCCACCUUGGACUUCUCAGCCUCCAUAAACUGUAAGAAAUAAUUUCCUUUUCUUUAUAAGCUAUCCAGUUUCAGGCAUUCUAUUAUAAGCAACAGAAAACAGUAAGACAGCAGCAAUAGGAAACUAAUAUAGAAAGUAUCAGGAAAAUGAAUGGCUGUAUCAUGCUCCCUUUUGUCAUUAUUUGAAGUUGCUUUUAUGAGCAAAGCUUGUCUUACCUAGCAACAGUUGCUAAGUAAGUUAACAACUUAAUGCUAGAGUUUGGGAAGGAGCAACUGCUUAAAUCUUCCCAAAUCUGGUGCCCAUACCUUCUAUGGCAGGGGCUUUUAGUACCAUUCUUUAAUGUUAGACACAUAACCACUACCUAAUCAUGUGAACCAUUUAAUCCUUACCAGCCUCUAACAUCCUAAAACCCUGAACCUCUUCCAGCUUUCUUAAACUGUCAGCUUUUCUUGAAACGACUUUUUCUGAUUCUAAGAUUAUUUUAACUGUAAAUAGGAGAAGACAUCUGAAAUUUAACUAUGAUCAGAAAUUCAGAUUACAACAGCUUUGUUUGCUGUGCUGUUUGUAAUAAAAUAAUCCCACCAGCCCCUUUUGGAAAAACCUUCAAACGGAUCCAUGAAUACAAGCCACUGAAGACACGCUUUUACACUCACAAAGACAUACUAGAUAUUGGGGCAAAUAUUCUGAAAAAAGAAGAGAAGUUUCAAGAAGAUAUACUCAGAGAACGCAUUGCAAAAGCAGAAGCUGAAGUAUGGGCUCAGGCUAAUGAACGUCAAAAACAAGCAGUGGAGAAAGCACUUGAAGAAGCAAAUGACAGACACAAAAUUGAAAUUCAGAUUUUGAAAGAGGAACAUCAAAAAGAUUUACAGGAAGUGACAGCUAAAACUAAGACAGAGAUGUAUCAAAACAUGGAUGACGAAAUGAAGAGAGAGCACUUGGCUGCAGAACAGCGCAUGGUCCACAGAAUCCAAAGGAUUAUGAUGGAAUGCCACAGAGAGAAGGUGGAAGCUGUGGAGAAAGCCAGGGCUGAAGAAAGACUCAUCGCCCAGAAAGCAAUCCAGGCCCAGAAAAGCAAAGCCACGGAGGAAAUUGUGAAUACUGGUAUCACAGUUACUAAGGAUGAGAAGACCAGUGUGGCCCGACUGAUGAGGGAAAAAGAACAUGAAAUGAACGUCCUCUAUGGCAUAGCUCAGAGGCAGAAGCAAGAAGAGGUACAGGAAGUGCUUCAAGAAGCAGAGAAAACACAUCAGGCCACUCUUGGCAAUGUGAUAGAUACACUGGCCAACACCCAGGGGGAGCUGCUGUCUAUAGCAAAACAACUGGGAAUCAUGACAAAUUGGAAAGAUUUCCUAGAGGAGGAAUUACAGGAAACCAGGAUGGCAUUUCAAAAAUACAUCAAUUAUACCUUUCCUAAGCUUUCACCAGGACAUGCAGAUUUUAUUCUGCCAGAAAGAAAGAAAACACCUUCUAAUCUUGUUAUUGAGGAGAACAAAACAACUCUUGAUUAG